AUGGCCUGGGGGAACCACAGCACCAUCACUGAAUUCUUCCUCCUCGGACUGUCUACUGAUCCCAAAAUCCAAGUUCUGCUCUUUGUAUUAUUCCUGGGAAUUUACCUCCAGACCCUGAUGGGAAAUCUGUUGAUGCUUCUGGUCAUCUGGGUAGAUUUUCAUCUCCACACACCCAUGUACUUCUUCCUGAGUCACCUCUCUUUUCUGGAUCUUUGCUUCUCUUCUACCACAGUGCCCAAACUGCUGGAAAAUCUAAUAUCUCAAAGAAAAACCAUCUCUAUGCAAGGCUGUCUGGCUCAAGCCUAUUUUUUGUUUGCUAUUGGAGGCACUGAAGUCUGCCUGCUUGCAGUGAUGGCCUAUGACCGCUAUGUUGCCAUAUGCCAUCCUCUGCUCUACAGCCAGAUGAUGAGCAACCAACUCUGUAAGGGACUGGUGUGGGGAUCCUGGAGCGUAGGCUUCCUAGAUGCACUCAUCAACAUUCUUAUAGCUCUGGACUUGGACUUCUGUAAAGAUAAGUGUAUCCCCCACUAUAGUUGUGAACUGCCCUCACUCUUCCCUCUGUCCUGCUCUGAUGUUUCCACCAAUGUUACUGUUAUGCUCUGCUCCAGCCUCCUGCAUGGACUUGGAACCUGUGUUCUAAUCAUUUUCUCCUAUACUCUCAUCGUCUCCACCAUCCUGAGCAUCAGCUCCUCCACAGGUAGAAGCAAAGCCUUCUCCACCUGCUCCUCCCACAUCACUGCAGUGCUCCUAUUUUAUUGCACAUCUUUCAUUUGCUAUGUCAUGCCAAACCCAGAUUCACCAAUGGAGUUGAUAUUCUCUGUGCAGUAUAAUGUGAUAACUCCCCUAGUGAAUCCACUCAUUUACAGCCUGAAGAACAAUGAGGUAAAAGUAGCUGUGAGGAGGACUUUUAGAAAAUACCUUCAAUAUCUACGGUAG
Molecule: messenger RNA, 936 nt
Organism: Chrysochloris asiatica (Cape golden mole)
Lineage: Eukaryota; Metazoa; Chordata; Mammalia; Afrosoricida; Chrysochloridae
Product: olfactory receptor 8S1-like
Exons: 1
Coding region: 1-936 (311 amino acids)
Biological process (GO): G protein-coupled receptor signaling pathway
Cellular component (GO): membrane
Molecular function (GO): G protein-coupled receptor activity; olfactory receptor activity
Source: RefSeq, a predicted model, not a curated record